Messenger RNA from Anopheles nili, 1628 nucleotides. It is a transcript of the gene Oat, whose product is annotated as ornithine aminotransferase, mitochondrial. NCBI's taxonomy places the organism in Eukaryota, Metazoa, Arthropoda, Insecta, Diptera, Culicidae. The record is from RefSeq and is a predicted model, not a curated record. Gene Ontology annotation, cellular component: cytoplasm. Gene Ontology annotation, molecular function: L-ornithine transaminase activity; pyridoxal phosphate binding; identical protein binding. Bases 1 to 1461 code for a protein of 486 amino acids. The transcript is spliced from 3 exons.
AUGCUGCGUCAAGUGUGCAAAACGAAUCUGCGAUCCAAGCAGACGGUGGAUAAACUGCUGGUGCCACUUUUUUCAACGCAAAGCUGCAACGGCCUACUGAGUGUUGUUGGGACUCGGCCGAGUUCUUCUACAUCAAAGUGGAAUCCAUUCCAUGAGCAAUUGUUAGUUCGUCGCAAAAAUGAUUUCGCCAAUACCAGCAGUAUGGCACAGAACGGCUUCGGACAUGCGGCACCGCAGAUCAACGCUCUACCCAAAUCGCAGGCCGUAUUCGAUCGCGAGGAUAAAUUCGGAGCCCACAAUUAUCAUCCGCUUCCGGUGGCACUAGCCCGUGGUGAAGGAGUUUACGUGUGGGACGUGGAAGGCAAGCGCUACUAUGACUUUCUCAGCGCAUAUUCAGCCGUCAAUCAGGGACACUGUCACCCGAAGAUUGUGCAGGCGCUGGUGGAACAGGCGCAAGUCCUAACACUUACAUCGAGAGCUUUUUACUCCAACGUGCUCGGGGAGUACGAGGAAUUCGUCACAGCGCUGUUUGGCUACGACAAGGUCCUUCCCAUGAAUACGGGCGUCGAGGGUGGGGAGACGGCCUGUAAACUGGCCCGCAAAUGGGGAUACAAGGUGAAGCAAAUCCCAGAAAACAAAGCCAAAAUCGUGUUCGCCGAGGGAAACUUCUGGGGCCGGACGUUAGCCGCCGUGUCCUCGUCCAACGAUCCUAGCAGCUAUGCUGGGUUCGGACCCUUUAUGCCUGGGUUUGAGCUUGUACCGUACAACGACACUGCUGCCCUGGAGAAGGUCCUGCAGGAUCCACACGUGUGUGCGUUCAUGGUGGAACCGAUACAGGGCGAGGCAGGAGUCGUCGUGCCGGACGAUGGGUACCUGCGAAAGGUACGCGAGCUCUGCACCAAGUACAACGUGCUGUUCAUCGCGGACGAGGUGCAAACAGGAUUGGCCCGUACCGGACGCAUGCUGGCCGUGGAUCAUGAGGACGUUCGUCCGGAUAUUCUCAUUCUCGGUAAAGCUCUCUCCGGUGGCGUUUAUCCCGUGUCGGCCGUCCUGGCCAACGAUCCUGUGAUGCUUUGCAUUCUACCCGGUGAACACGGUUCAACGUACGGAGGCAAUCCGCUCGGUUGCAAGGUGGCCAUAGCGGCACUGCAAGUACUCGUGGAUGAGAAGCUCGCUGAAAAUGCCGAACGAAUGGGGCAAAUGUUGCGGACAUCCUUGCGCGAACUGCCCACGGACGUGGUGUCGGUCGUGCGUGGUAAAGGACUUCUGAACGCCAUCGUCAUCAAUCCCAAUUUCGACGCGUGGGAAGUGUGCCUGCGGUUGAAGGAGAACGGGCUGAUCGCGAAACCAACCCACGGGGACAUUAUACGCUUCGCACCACCCUUGAACAUCAACGAGGAGCAGCUGAAGGACUGUUUGCACAUAAUCAAAACGACCAUAAUGUCUUUUGCAAAGAAUUAAUCCACCGUGCGACGUGUCGGGAAGGAUCCCGAAAGGGGCAGGAAAGACAAUGCAGAGGUCGUCAGAAGUAUUUCUCACAAAUAGCACACCAGCUGAGCAUAACGAUGUAUGAUAUUAUAAUAGCCUAUAAGGGUUAGAUUAAUAUACAAAAUUAACCUUAUGAAUCA